AAGGCGAGCUGAAGUGAAAGCGAGUGUGUAAACACAACUCUAGGAAACAUGAAACGAUCGGGUGGCAGUGAGAGCGAGAAGAGGAGAAAGAGGCGCAGGCUGCUGCAGGAGCUAGGAGACCAGCGCAUCCCCUUCCUCGGGCCCUCAGACCAUGGCUUCCAACAGCUGUGGGAGACUAGCUACUCUGGCCUGGCUCUGCGGCGUUCCUGCUCCCUGCCUGAGGAGCUCCAUGGUCGGGUGGAGGCUGCUCUGCUCACCCUGCGGCAGAGGGGCUGUUUCCUGAGGGACCUAGUGAAGGUAAGGGACCGAGACGUCUUCACCGCCGUGUCCCGGGUGCUGCUGGGUCAGCCAGGAACCACCUACCGCUACCUGGACACACGGCUCUUCACCAUCCCCUGGCACGCAGACGACCAGAGAGGGACCUGCUGUGACCCAGACCUCAGUGCCGCCUGCAAAGCACUCUGGGAGCUCAACUGCUUCUUCUGCUCUGAUGUCGGACACAGGAAGGAGGGGGAUGUUUUCAAGCAGUGCAGGAAAGAGUUGGUUGGUGCUAUAGAGUCUAAACCCAGUGUGGAAGGAGACACCGAGUCUAAAGAUAGCGAGGAGUCCAAACCCAGUGACGAUGGAGGAGACUCAGAGUCCAAGCAGAGUGAGGAGGGAGAAACUGAGUCAAAGCACAGCGAGGACUGGGACAUAGAGUCAAAACACAGUGAAGAAGAAGGCCCAUCGUCCAAACAGGAUGCAGCGUGGGAGUCAAGACACAGCGACGAGAUGGGAGACAUGAAGCCUAAACAAACUGAACUGGGGAGUCCAACGGGGUCAAAACAACACAGUGAGGGAAAACACACAGGCUGGAAGCACAGGCCAGCUGGCAGCACAGAGACAGAGACUACGGGCCUAGGCCCUCAGGAGAAGCCUGUGGCUGAGCUAAAACACAGUCUCUCUGGGUACCACAUUGAGGAUGAGGAUGAAGACCAGCUGAGUGGCCAGGGAUGCUCUCACCUCAACCCUGCUAAGACAUCCUGUCCUGGCCCGGCCCAGUUCAACGUCACCCUGCUCAACUACAUGGACCCAGCAGCUAUGAGCCAGCUGAAAGAAGAGCCGUAUUAUGGGAUGGGUAAGAUGGCUGUGGGCUGGCACCAUGAUGAGAACCUGGUCAGCCUAUCACCUGUGGCUGUCUACAGCUACAGCUGUCAUGACGAUGACAAAGCAGGUGUGAGCUCGGAGGAGGGUCCUGUGGAGAAGGGCUGCUGGAGGAUUGGUCUAAAGGUGGCCUGGGACAUCCACACCCCUGGACUGACCCUCCCACUGCAGUCCGGAGACUGCUACUACAUGAGAGAUGACCUGAACAGGACCCAUCAGCACUGUGUCCUGGCUGGAGACUCAGCCCGCUUCAGCUCUACACACAGAGUUGCGGAGUGUUCCACCGGGACCCUGGACUACAUCCAGUCUCGCUGCCGGGAGGCCCUGUCUAACCUGAGCACAGACCCAGAAACAGGCACCCACAGCCUGCUCUCCCUGCUGCCAGCUACCCUGCAAGGCUACGAGGAGAUACACAACGAGGUGGAGUUUGAGUGGCUGAGGCAGUACUGGUUCCAGGGCCAGCGUUACACCCGGUUCUGCAGCUGGUGGGCCAGACCCAUGGAGCAGCUGGAGAAUGACUGGAGAGAGAUGGAGCUCAUGACGCAACUCUUCCUGGCAGCGGUGGAGGAAGAGGGACAACCGGAGGAGGGCAGGAGAGAGAUGGCAGAGACCCUGCUAACUGCCCUGACAGACAGACAGCAGCACAGACAGACCUGGAGAGACAGGUGCCACUCCAGCCUGGCCCAGACCCUGCCCCCAGAGGAGGCCCCCGUGGACCGGCCGUUUUGGGCCGACGACGACCCCAGCAUGCCGCUGCCCUUUGACCUGGCUGACAUCAUCAACAGGGUGGAGUCACUCCUCUGGAGGAUGUGAAGGAUGGGACACAGAGAAAAGAGAGAGAGAGAGAGAGAGAGAGAGUCACCUAUCGUGAGGACAGACUACAGAGAAAGAGAACAGGACCUACCAGCUCCUGCUUGUGUCAACGUCCUCCAAUGGGGGUACACUUCCCCACCACACCCCAGCCCACCCUGAACCCCACCCAACCCUGUACCUCACGCCACCCCGCCCAAACCAGUCUCAUCUAGCUUUGCCUGGAUGGACCCAACAUGGCUGCACCAUGAAGAUAGAACCCUGAUUAGUGCUUUGCUAACAUGCUAUAGCUGGCAUUGGAACUAGUCUCACAAUGGUAAUGUGGAUAACCUGCAGAAUUAAAACUGAAUGUGUAGGAAUGUAUUAUUUCAAUGAAUGUUCUGUUCCUUUUCUACAUUUAGCCAGCUUUGUGUAUGGAUAUGACAAAUAGUCAUACAGAUUUAGGAUCUUAAUUUGACCAGUUUCUCACAGCAGGACAAUUAUCCUGCAGCAACAGGAAAUGUGAAUUAUUGGGU
Molecule: messenger RNA, 2468 nt
Organism: Coregonus clupeaformis (lake whitefish)
Lineage: Eukaryota; Metazoa; Chordata; Actinopteri; Salmoniformes; Salmonidae
Gene: fto
Product: FTO alpha-ketoglutarate dependent dioxygenase
Exons: 10
Coding region: 49-1956 (635 amino acids)
Biological process (GO): regulation of multicellular organism growth; RNA repair; DNA alkylation repair
Molecular function (GO): mRNA N6-methyladenosine dioxygenase activity; broad specificity oxidative DNA demethylase activity; ferrous iron binding
Source: RefSeq, a predicted model, not a curated record